Messenger RNA from Acanthosepion pharaonis, 5676 nucleotides. NCBI's taxonomy places the organism in Eukaryota, Metazoa, Mollusca, Cephalopoda, Sepiida, Sepiidae. The record is from the annotation of a GenBank genome assembly.
AUGUCUACCCUCACGCUUAUUUUAUUUUCAUUUCCGUCUGUUCUCACGGACAAUACACAGUGUAUACCCUCCCGCUUGUUUUAUUUUGUUUAUCUGUUCUCGGACAAUUUAUUUUAUUUUCAUUUCCCUUUAGGGUUAAUAUUUAUCUGUUCUCACGGACAAUGCACAAUGUAUACCCUCCCGCUGCUUUAUUUUCAUUUCCUUGCAGGGUUAAUAUUCAUCUGUUCUCACGGACAGUACACAAUGUAUACCCUCCCGCAUAUUUUAUUUUCAUUUCCCUGCAGGGUUAAUAUUUACCUGUUCUCACGGGCAACAGCUCAAUAUUCAUCUUUUCUCACGGACAAUGCACAAUGUAUACCCUCCCGCUUAUUUUAUUUUCAUUUCCCUUUAGGGUUAAUAUUUAUCUGUUCUCACGGGCAACUGUAUAGCCUCCAGCUUAUUUUAUUUUCAUUUCUCUAUAGGCUUAAUAUUCAUCUUUUCUCGCGGACAAUGCACAAUUUUUCUUUCUCUUCUAUGAAAAACUCUCUUUCUCUUCUUCAGUUGCCUCCAGUUCUUUUGCCCUUUUUUCUUCUCCAGACUGAUGUUGUUGGUACUUGUCGUUCUGAAUACAAAAUUGUAAGCAGUAGUCGUAGGAAUGAGAGAGUGGAGAAGACGAAAAAUCUACUCAGCUGCAGUGACCGUGAAGGUUACCGCCUGGCUGUCCAAUCUAUCGGAUACAAUGUACCUUCAUUUGUCAAAUCUCUCCCACUGAUGAAGAGUGAAUAUAAAUGUACCCAGACACUGGAUCUCGGCUCUAACAUCCUGCAAAGUUCAACAUGUUCAGAAGAACACGUUUUCAGACCAUUCUCUUAUGGAAAGAACGGUGCCAUGACCAGCAGUGAACAAACUUUGACCUUCACCAACAAAAGAAGGGCUGGACGUCCAUCUCGUGAAAACUUUAACCAGAGAAGUACGCUGCUGUUCCAUCACCAAGAUGACAUUCCGAGUAAGCAAGAUAAAGAGGAUAAAAUUGAGGCUAAAUUGCAGGAACUCUGCCAGAAAGCAGCCGAAGAUAUUCGCCCUGAAGUUCCAGAAAUGGUUAACCAAUUGAUUGGACAUAUGCGUCAGGUUGACCAAGAUGUUCUUUCAAGAGUUUACAAGAAAAUCAACCAAAGGACCAUCUGUGCUCCCAAUGCUGAUCGUAUCAAGCAAUAUUUCCACGAUGCCAUUCCAAUGGUAGGAACUGAAGCUUCAGUUGGCAUGAUCCAAGACCUCAUCUCCAAGAAACGUGUCACCGGCAGCGAAGCUGAAAUGUGGCUAUUGUCAUUAUCAUUUGUCCAUCAUCCUACAAAGGAAAUGGUUGCAGCCGCUACGCCUUUGUUAGACGAACGUGAUGUCUCUGGUAAUACCCUACUCGCUGUGUCAUCUUUGGCAAGCAGUUAUUGCAAUGCAAGACCUGACUGCGGAAAAGAUUCCGAAAUCACUACUCUCCUCAGAAAACUAAUAGAUCACACCCACGAUUGCAAUACCCAAAAUGGUGAUGCCAGAAGAAUCAUCUUUGCUCUUCGAGCAAUUGGCAACAUUGGUCAUUCACAUGAGACUGUGUCUCAUUUGACUCGCUGUUUCACUCGACGAGAUGUCCGUGAGGAAAUAAGAAUUGCAGCUAUGGACGCCUUCCGAAGAAUUCCAUGUGAUGCUAUGCGAUCUGAUUUGAUGGGAGUCUUCCGUGAUGAAGCUGAGGAUUCUGAGCUCCGUCUCAACGCGUACAUUGCCCUGAUGAAGUGUCCAAGCCGAAACGUUUUGUCUGAAGUACGUCAAGUGUUAGAAAAAGAAAAGUCCAAUCAAGUCGGAUCGUUUGUGUGGUCUCAUCUGACAAACCUGAUGGAAACAUCGGACCCACACAUGCAGGACAUUCGUAAUAUUGUCCAAGACGAAGAACUCAAGAAAGAAUUUAACCUUGACCAAAGAAAAUUCUCCAGAAACUACGAAGGAUCCUUUUUCCUUGAUUCAAUCAACAUGGGUGCCAAAGUAGAUAGCAAUGUCAUCUUUUCACAGAAAUCUUUCAUACCAAGAUCGGCCAACUUGAAUCUUACCAUUGACUUAUUUGGUCAUGCUAUCAAUUUCCUGGAGUUUGGAGGUAGAGUCCAAGGCGUUGAGAAAAUUCUGGAGAACUUCUUUGGACCUGCUGGUACUAACACCCCUGCUUUAAAGUCGCGAGUUCCAAUAAAUUUUGAUAAAAGUAUGGAUGCGUUCCGUGCUUCUGCUUAUCUGAGAGUGUUUGGAAAUGAACUUCGUUAUUGGGAUGAUAAAUCCCUGAAUGAAUUGCAGUCUUCCCUGAAGAGACUGAUGUAUAUGCAAUCGUUGUCAUUCAGUAAAACUAUGGCGCUUCUUGAUAGCCGUAUGAUUAUUCCCACCUGCGUCGGUCUUCCUCUCAACCUCACUAUUUCUACCACAGGAAGUAUUUCUCUUGAUGCUAAGGCAUCAUUUCAACGACCAAAAUAUGAACUAAAUAUCGACUUCAGACCAAGUGCUUCAAUCCAAGUGAAAGGCGAAAUGUCUGUAGAUGCACAUGUGUCUAGAGCUGGUCUAAAGAUGGUGACAGUUGCCCACACAAGUACCGGAGCUAAACUGGAUAUUCGUAAUAACAAAUUUGAUUUACAGAUUCCUCAAAAGAAGAUGGAAAUUUUCAACCUCAAGACUGAUUUUUACAUCGUCCAUCGAAAUUCCGAAAAAAAACAGAGAAUGAUUGUCGAUAACGUGAAAAAACACGAGGUUUGCACAGGCAAAUUCAUGAAGCAAGUAACUGGUCUUAGUUUCUGUCAAAUUCUCAAGUUCCCAAAUGCUUCACAUCACAAAGAGGCUCCAUUCUUUCCAUUCACUGGUCCAGUUAUCUACGAUCUUUAUAUGAUUAACGAAGAUGUUCCCAACGGAUACCAAAUCGAAGGAUUUACCAAGCAAUCACCCUACUCUUUCUACAUUGACACUCCAAAUUCCAAAGUUUCCCGGAGAAUUGCUGUUGAUACCGUCAUGAAAAACAAAAAGGAAGCUCAUAUCACAUUUAAGGCUCCAUGGAAAAACAUCAAAAUUGAAGGUACAGUCGUUAAUAUGCUCGAAAUGAAGAAAAUUACUGGAACAGUGUCUCUCAAUGGACGCACAGAAUAUGCCUUAAAUGCUCAGCUUGGAGUCAAAAAUACGAAAGGUUUAUUGAGCUUCACACCUAAAUUUGACAUCACUAUUCCCCAAAAGAGAAUGGAGUAUGAAGGAAUAAUUGAAAUGAAGCCGAUGAAAUCCUUACUCAUCGAUAUGUCUGCCAAGGGAUUUAUUGCCAAUGAUAUCAAUUUGAAAGUGUCUGGCGAAAUUGUUCCGAAAGAAAUUGGUCUCACCACUCAAUUUAGAAUCGGAAAGAAAGAAUAUUAUAUUGCUAGUCGUUUGGGAAGAUUGAUGGACGCUGGACACGACCACACUGGUUUUGCUACUGAGGUGAUCGGCCGAGUAAGCAGCAGCCCAGAAAAGUACAAUGCCGAUGUCGAGAUGGGAUAUUUAACCUUAAAACGUCAACAGCAAAAGUUUGCCAUUCGUGGAGAAAUUCACACACUCAACCGUGAAGCUAAUUUGAAGCUGGAAGCCCCAUCAAAGACCAUUGAAUUGGAUGGAUCUAUACGUACCGGAAACAGAUUCAUGAUGUCCGCUUUAAAGAAAGAAAGUGGUAAAGAAAACAUGGAAGCUCUCUUCAAAUUGAACCCAAAUUCCAAGAGAAUGAACAUCAUCUUCAAUUAUGACGAAGCCGAUCCUAACAAGCUAUACCGCAUUGACGCCGAUCUGAUGAAGACUAAGGCCAACUUGAAAGCUUAUCGGACCAACAAACAAAGGAAACAAUUCACUGAUGGAAGAGUUACAGUUGAACUCAAAACAAACAAUCUUUUCCAAUCGCACAUCAAGUGGAAUCCAGAUUUUCUUGAAGAACUCAACAUGUUUGGUUACAAGAAAUUGACCAUGUACGGAAAGGAAUUGAAAUCAUUUGGAGACUCUGUGAUUCAUGUGCUGAACGAUGAAGUUUCCAUGAAAUUCGCUCUUGCCAAACGAUCAUUUAGCGAGGAGAUGGAACCCAUAAGAGAUUAUUUUGCAACUGAGUACAACAGUAUGGCUGAGGAUAUCACCAGAGUCAUGCGCCAUAUGAAUCGGAUGUUCGAACAGGAUUUUCUCUACGUAAAGACUGCAAUAACAGCCAUCAACAAUGAAUGGCAUGAAAUGUGGCUUUCCUUCAACAGAUUUCUUAAAGGAAUGAAGCAGAUGAUUGAAGACUUCAAUUGGGAUAUGAAACAUAGAAUGGAUGAAGCAAAGAAACAAUUCGACUACUACUAUGGCCAAUACAGUAUGCAGCUUAAGAACAAAGUCAACGAAUUCCACGAGUAUUGUAAACAAAAGUGCGAAAUGUUGUAUGAACGUGCAAUGGAAAUGAAAACUGAAAUUGUUUCUUUUCUGAAAGAUUAUCCAAUCACAAUUAAAGAUCUUAUGGAUCGGAUGCGCAGAAAUACGUACGGAGAGAAAUUGAUCGAUUUCCUAAUGACAAUGUAUGAAGAAGCUAAUAAAAAGACAGUACAAGCCAAAGAGCAUAUGCAGACUUUAACAUCUGCCAUUUAUUCGGCCCAUGCCACACUCAACCGUCAUAUUGCCAGAGUGAGACGUUAUCCAAUCGUUGAUGCUAUCAUGGAGGCAAUUAAUGAAAUCUACCAGCAGGCUUUGUGGGCGUACAAUUACUGGGAUGUUAGAGACAACGUGUUGGGACUGAAGAAGACCUUGUACAAAUUUGGUGCUGAGAAAAUCAAGGAAAUCAAGGACAUCGUCACUGAUGUUGGCAUGAAUACUUUGAUUUUCGACCCGAAACGUGGAGAGAUCAUUGUUGAGAUUCGCUUUGGUGCUGCCAAAUACGCCUACAACCACUUCAUGUCGAGUGUGGAAGAUCUAGAACGGGCUGUGAUGAAAUUGAGCAACCUUAUGCCAAAUAUCGACUUGAAUGUUUGGGAUAUUUACUACAUGAUGAAACCUUCUUCCGACCUCUACGAUUAUAUUCCUCCAUUCAAAGCUGAGGCCACUCUGUUCGCUGGUCAGCACAUCACUACAUUUGAUGGACGUCAUCUCAAUUACAAGGCUACAUGCAGCUACCUCUUGGCACGUGACUUUGUCGAUGGUAAUUUCAGUGUUGUGGCCAACUUUGACGCAGACCGUAGAGCAAAAACAUUGAAAUCGCUCAGCCUGACAACGGCUCAUAAUGAACAAUUGGAAAUAUUCCCAAACAACAAGGUAUUCUACAAUCGUCAGAUGGUGAAAUUGCCGCUGAAACUUACCGAUGCCACAGUCACUCGUCAAGACAACUUGAUCGUUGUGGAAAGCAAGCGAGGCUACAAAGUAAUGUGUGACCACGAUAUCCAACUGUACACCGUGCAAAUCAGCGGUUGGUAUUUCAAUAAAAUGGCUGGUCUUUUCGGUAACUACAACAACGAACCCGAAGACGACAUGCUCAUGUCUAAUAACAGAUACACCAACGAUUUGGAAAAGUUUGCCCAGUCGUGGUCAGUUUCCAGACAAUGUAGAUCUCAUCGUAACUUUGCCCCCAGCCACAUGGUUCCAGAGAACAGAGAUUGUGCACACUUUUCUUACAAUCUGAUUCGCCAUUCCGUUACUGUUUCAAACAGGUAA